Molecule: messenger RNA, 1191 nt
Organism: Rotaria sp. Silwood2
Lineage: Eukaryota; Metazoa; Rotifera; Eurotatoria; Philodinida; Philodinidae
Source: the annotation of a GenBank genome assembly
AUGACUUCAACAACUUCGACGACAUCGACAACCUCGACAACUUCGACGACAUCGACAACGUCCACGACUUCAACAACUUCGACGACAUCGACAACCUCAACAACUUCAACGACAUCAACCACUACGACAACAUCAACCUUGACCACUUCGACGACAUCGGCAACGUCCACGACUUCAACAACUUCGACGACUUCUACAACUUCGACAUCAUCGACGUCCUCAACCACAACGACAUCAACAUCUACAACGUCGACAACUUCAACCACCACUAUGUCCCCAUUAUGUUCAACUUGGGCAUGGAACAAUACUGGUAUAACAAUCGCUGGUACCGGAUUAAGUGGGUCCGCAUUAAAUGAAUUGAACGAACCAUGGAAUAUAUUUAUCGAUCCAGCAACGGAUAUUCUUUACAUUGCUGAUUCGCUAAAUCAUCGAAUCAUUAAAUGGUUACCAAAUGCAACAUCCGGAAUACUCAUAGCGGGUACAGGUAGCUCUGGUUCACUAUCUAACCAGCUGAACACUCCAAAAGACGUAUAUGUUGAUUCAUUUAAAAAUAUUUAUGUUGCUGAUACCCUUAAUCAACGUAUACAAUUUUUUUCAAAUGGCAGUGCAGUAGGCUCAACAGUUUCAACAGGUUGGAGUGCUGGCAACUUAUACGGAGUUUAUAUUUACAAUAAAUCAAUUUAUGCAUGCGAUUUUACUAGACAUGCUGUAUGGGUAAAUGGUACAGCAGCAGCUGGUAAUCAAGGAUCUGGUUCUAAUUCAAAUCAAUUGUACGAACCGCAAGGCUUUACUAUUGAUACUAUAAAUAACAAAAGUGUAAUGUAUGUAGCAAAUUCACAUCAGCAUACUAUUGUUCAAUGGUGGCCAGGUGCGCCGAACGGAACGAUUGUCGCUGGUAUAAAUGGUGUACAAAGCUCUUCAAAUACUACACUUAAUUUUCCUGUAGCCGUCAAAACGGAUAUUUAUACCAAUCUAUUCAUCGUUGACAAUAAUAAUCAUCGAAUUCAAUUGUAUUGCCGAUAUCCAUCAGUUAUUUCAAGUGGACGCACUGUUGCUGGUAUAACAAGUAUAUCAGGAAAUUCGCCGACAUUGUUAAAAUAUCCAGCUGGACUUGCUUUAGAUUCAUCAAUGAAUUUAUAUGUUUCGGACACGAGUAAUCAUAGAAUACAAAAAUUUAUGCGCCUUUCUUAA